CCACCUCCCCUCCCCGCGCGCGGCUCCGGGUUCCCCGCUCCGUGCCCGGCCGAUCAUCUUUCUAGCACCCUCCAGCCUUGGCCUCCAUUCGGAGGUUCUGAGGGCUGCGAUCGGGGCCGACAUGCAUCCCCGCCCGGCAAUGGGGAUCCGGGGGCUUUGGCGAGUGAGGGAUGUGGGGAGUUGGUUCCGGGUCGGGUCUUGGAGGAGGCCGUGGGGGUAGGGCGGGAGCUGCCUCAGUGGAUGCCCCCAGGGACCCUUGCCCUUCCGGGCUGUCCCUCCCUCUGACCUCUAUCUAGAGGGAGAGACUGUCCCUUGUCCGGCCUGGGUUCCCACAGAGGAAUCACAGACCCACCCUAAACUGUGGCCCCGCCUCCCUUUUCUGUGCCAGCAGGACUUGGAGCUAGGACACCUAGGUCCUGGGUCCCCUGUGAUGGGGAGGGGGGUGUUGCAGCGCAGAUACACUGUAUGGGCUGAGACUCUAGGGUUCCAUUUUCACUUUAUGAAUCUCGAGGUGCAUCUGGCCUUGGGGGACGAUGAUGGAGGCAUGAAGGGACAGCUGCUCCUUUUUGGAUCAGUCAUUGAAUGGAGGUCACACUAAUGGCCCUUCUUUCUGUUUGAGCUGCAUUUGGAAGUGUUGUGGGUACAGCCUCAUAGCCCAAUGCGACCAGACUCAGGGGAAACAUCAGGCCCCUCCAGCUGAGCCCUUGUGUGAGCCCCGCCCCUCCCUAAAUGCCAGACUUGGGAGCUGACAGACAGCCCUGCCUGUGCUGGGUUUAAAAGUCCUGGUCAGCUGAGUGGAAAUAGAAGGAUUUCUGCUGCCAUCAUCUUCCAUGGGCUUCCCAGCUCACACGACCUACAAGUAGGGAGCAGGGAAAAAAGAGUGAGCCUGCAUGCCAAUUCUAAGCUCUUCAGGAUCAAAAAUGGCAGCCUGUGGAGGCACCUGCAAGAACAAAGUGACUGUCUCCAAGCCUGUGUGGGACUUCCUGAGCAAAGAGACCCCAGCCCGGCUGGCCCGGCUUCGGGAGGAGCAUCGUGUGUCCAUCCUCAUAGAUGGCGAGACUUCUGACAUCUAUGUUCUCCAGCUUUCCCCACAGGGCCCUCCCCCGGCCCCUCCCAAUGGGCUCUACCUAGCCCGGAAGGCUCUUAAGGGGCUGCUAAAAGAGGCAGAGAAAGAGCUGAAGAAAGCUCAGAGGCAGGGGGAGCUGAUGGGCUGCCUGGCUCUGGGGGGUGGAGGGGAGCACCCUGAGAUGCACCGCGCAGGCCCACCCCCUCUCCGAGCAGCCCCGCUUCUGCCCCCAGGGGCUCGGGGGCUCCCACCUCCUCCUCCCCCCCUGCCCCCACCUCUUCCUCCUCGCCUUCGGGAGGAGGCAGAAGAGCAGGAGAGCACCUGCCCCAUCUGUCUGGGGGAGAUCCAGAAUGCCAAGACAUUGGAGAAGUGCCGGCAUUCAUUCUGCGAGGGCUGCAUCACCCGGGCUCUGCAGGUGAAAAAGGCCUGCCCCAUGUGCGGCCGCUUCUAUGGGCAGCUGGUGGGCAACCAGCCCCAGAAUGGGCGGAUGCUGGUCUCUAAGGAUGCCACCCUCCUACUACCCAGCUAUGAGAAGUAUGGCACCAUUGUCAUCCAGUACGUCUUCCCGCCCGGUGUCCAGGGGGCUGAACACCCAAACCCAGGAGUUCGGUAUCCUGGCACCACACGGGUGGCCUACCUCCCGGACUGCCCUGAGGGCAACAAGGUGCUGACCCUGUUCCGCAAGGCGUUUGACCAGCGUCUCACCUUCACUAUCGGCACGUCCAUGACCACAGGGAGACCGAAUGUCAUCACCUGGAAUGACAUCCACCACAAGACCAGCUGCACAGGGGGACCCCAGCUGUGCGACCCCUCUUCAUUUCCUUUCCCUUGGCUCCUCCCCUUUCCUCCAUUUCCACUGAGGGACCCACCAACCCCUUGCUCUGGGAGCCUCCUGACUGGAGAGGACCACUUCCAAACUGUUCAGCCGUCUCAGUUUCUCCUACGUUCAACCUGGUCCUGGUGUGCCCAGCUUAGCCUACAAAAAUAAGCAGAAUUGGGCUAAGUUAUCUUGGGUUUGGAGGUGUCCUCCCUUAGGGGAGGUGGGGAGGUAUCUGAGUCACCUAGAAUGAGGGUGAGCAUGGGGAUAAUAGCAAGUUCCAACAGCUAACAACCCUCACCCUCAUUUCUCUUUGCUCCCAGGUUUGGGUACCCAGACCCUACCUACCUGACCCGGGUGCAAGAGGAGCUGAGAGCGAAGGGUAUCACAGAUGACUGAAGGACAUCGCCUUUGCCAAGGCCCCUGCUGUCCACCUCUACUAGGACCCAGCAGAAGCCUCUU
This is a messenger RNA of Chlorocebus sabaeus (green monkey), 2345 nucleotides long. It is a transcript of the gene DTX3, whose product is annotated as deltex E3 ubiquitin ligase 3. Gene Ontology annotation, biological process: Notch signaling pathway; protein ubiquitination. NCBI's taxonomy places the organism in Eukaryota, Metazoa, Chordata, Mammalia, Primates, Cercopithecidae. The record is from RefSeq and is a predicted model, not a curated record.